Messenger RNA from Paramormyrops kingsleyae, 2809 nucleotides. The record is from RefSeq and is a predicted model, not a curated record. NCBI's taxonomy places the organism in Eukaryota, Metazoa, Chordata, Actinopteri, Osteoglossiformes, Mormyridae.
UUUCCACUAAUCGUGUUGCGUCUCUUUGAGCGGCUCUCCGCAUUUGGAAAUAGUAAUGAAGUCGCGUUGACCUAGCAUCCACGAGACAGAGUUAACUUCUCAGAAUGCCCCAGGUGAAUAAGGCUAAGAGUGCUGCUUGCAGUUCAGGUCAGCAGUCUGGUAUGGAUUGGGGUGACCUCCAGCAGCCAGGAGAACAAGGGGCAUCAGAAUCAAACAGCAGGGAAAACGUUGGAGAUAUCAAAAUCGUCAAAUCGCCAAGUGAUCCCAAACAUUACAGGUACAUCGAGUUGAGCAAUGGACUAAGAGCACUACUCAUCUCAGACUUCAGUGGGACAGAUGGAAAUGCAAAUGCUGAAGAUAAUGACUCAGAAGAGGGUGAAAGUGAGGGAGCAGAGGAGGAAGAGGAGGAGGAGGGAGACUCUGGGGAGGGAACUGAAGAAGAGUCAGAAGAGGAGGAGGAAGAGCAGGACAGUGACUUUGAAGAACUUGAUGAGAACAGUGAAGGCAGAAGCAAAAAAGUAUCCUCUGAAAAACAGUCUGCAGCUGCCCUGUGCAUUGGAGUGGGAAGCUUUAGUGACCCAGAUGACCUACCUGGUCUGGCACAUUUCCUUGAACAUAUGGUCUUCAUGGGUAGUGAGAAGUACCCAGCAGAAAAUGGGUUUGAUGCAUUCCUGAAGAAACAUGGUGGUAGUGACAAUGCAUCUACGGAUUGCGAGAGGACGAUAUUCCAGUUUGAUGUGCAAAGGAAACACUUCAGGGAAGCUCUGGAUAGGUGGGCCCAGUUCUUCAUCUGCCCUUUGAUGAUCAAAGAUGCUAUUGACAGGGAAGUGGAAGCUGUUGACAGUGAGUAUCAGCUGGCAAAACCAUCUGAUUCCCACCGUAAGGAAAUGCUUUUCGGUAGCUUGGCCAAGCCCAAACACCCCAUGGGAAAGUUUUGCUGGGGGAAUGCCCAGACCUUGAUGCAUGAGCCAAGGGAGAAAAAUAUCGACAUCUAUCAAUGUCUGCGUGAGUUCUGGAAGAGGCACUACUCUGCCCACUACAUGACUUUGGCUCUUCAGUCUAAAGAAACUCUGGACACUCUGGAGGAGUGGGCGAGAGACAUAUUCAGCAAGAUCCCCAACAAUGGUCUGCCCAGACCUGACUUCUCUCACCUCCUGGACCCUUUUGAUACCCCAGCAUACAACAAACUUUACAGAGUGGUUCCUGUGAGGAAGGUGCAUGCUCUUACCAUCACCUGGGCGUUGCCUCCCCAGGAAAAGUACUACAGGAUAAAACCCCUUCAUUACAUUUCUUGGCUAAUCGGUCAUGAAGGCACUGGCAGCAUCCUUUCGUUGCUGAGGAAGAAGUGUUUGGCUUUGGCUCUUUUUGGUGGAAACAGUGAAACAGGAUUUGAUCAGAAUACCACCUAUUCAAUUUUUAGCAUCUCCAUCACUCUGACAGACGAGGGCUUCCAGAACUUCUACCAGGUAGCGCAUGUUGUGUUCCAGUAUCUGAAAAUGCUUCUGAAAAUGGGCCCUCAAAAAAGAAUAUAUGAGGAAAUUCAGAAGAUAGAGGCUAAUGAGUUUCAAUACCAGGAGCAGACUGACCCAAUUGAAUAUGUGGAGGAUAUCUGUGAGAAUAUGCAGCUAUUUCCCAAAGAGGACUUUCUCACUGGAGAUCAGCUGUUAUUUGAAUACAGUCCAGAGGUGAUCUCAGCAGCUCUGAACCUUCUGACCCCAGACAAGGCCAAUCUGCUGCUGCUGUCCCCGGAACAUGAGGGUCACUGUUACCUCAAGGAGAAGUGGUUUGGCACUCAGUACAGUGUUGAAGAUAUCAGCCAGGAAUGGCGGGACCAAUGGGCAGGAGAUUUCAGUCUAAAUCCAGACCUUCACCUUCCAGCUGAAAACAAAUUCAUAGCUACUGAUUUUACCCUAAAAACAUCAGACUCUCCUGACACUGAAUUUCCCGUCCAGAUUGUCAACAAUGGCAAAGGAUCCUUAUGGUUCAAGAAGGACACAAAGUUUAAGAUACCCAAAGCCUAUGCACGAUUCAGUUUAAUUUCUCCCUUGGUUCAAAAAUCUCCUGCAAACCUGGUCCUCUUUGACCUCUUUGUGAACAUCCUGGCCCACAACCUGGCAGAGCCGGCAUAUGAAGCUGACGUGGCCCAGCUGGAAUACAAGUUGGUGUCUGGGGAGCACAGUCUGGUCAUCAAGGUCAAAGGUUUCAACCAUAAACUUCCACUCCUGCUGAACCUGAUCGUUGACUACCUAGCUGACUUCACCGCAGCACCAGAUGUGUUCGCCAUGUUCUAUGAGCAACUGAAGAAGACCUAUUUCAACAUUCUCAUUAAGCCUGAAAAGCUGGGAAAGGAUCUGCGGCUCCUCAUUCUCGAGCACUCACGCUGGUCUAUAAUUCAGAAGUACCAGGCCAUCAUGAAGGGGCUCAGCAUGGCAGACCUCAUGGACUUUGUGUGCUGUUUUAAGUCUGAGCUCUAUGCAGAGGGACUGGUGCAAGGCAAUUUCACCAGCAGUGAAUCCAAGGAGUUUCUCCAGUAUAUUAUAGACAAGCUGCAGUUCGCACCCCUGUCAGCAGAGGUCCCAGUUCUCUUUCAAGUGGUAGAGUUACCUCUGAAUCCCCAUCUGUGCAAAGUGAAGUCUCUUAACAAAGGAGAUGCUAACUCGGAAGUCACAGUGUAUUACCAGUCUGGACCCAAAAGCCUGCGUGAUCAUGCACUUAUGGAACUUUUGGUGGUGAGUAAGUGUAGCAAACACAGAUUGGUAACCUGUCUGUACAUGGGCAAAUAUGUCCGUGGAAAAAUGAUUUGAUUGGG